Durusdinium trenchii is the source of this 2935-nucleotide messenger RNA. The record is from the annotation of a GenBank genome assembly. NCBI's taxonomy places the organism in Eukaryota, Dinophyceae, Suessiales, Symbiodiniaceae.
UUUGCUCAAGCGAAGAAGUCGCAGGUUUCAGCCGGGUCGUGCUCCAAAUCGAUCGCUAGGUUGCCACCUCCCAAAUUGUUUUGGCAGCUAAGUGGAUUCUAGCAUGUCAACGUUUGACGACGUUGAUUGGGCCGCAGUGCCCCGCGGGGAGCCUGCGUACCGUCGCCCUGAUGACGUGCCUACAGGACGCGUGACAAUUGGAGGUGGCGGUGGCGAACCACCCCCGGAGGUACCAACGUGGGUCCUUUUUUGUCGACAGCUCCGAUCGUGGUGCAUUAUUGGCAGCUGCCUUUUGCUGCUGCUGCUGCUUGUCGGCUUUCCGAUCUGGAUGUUGAUAGACUGGUUGAAAACAGACAAAGAGGCAGAGAACUCCGCCCAGAUGUUUGCGGAAUUUUCCACGUGGGGCAACAAGGUAUCUGACUAUGUGGUUGAAGAAACCUCUCAAGCAUUUGCCCAAGUAGACGCCCGACUCGACCAGUACUUCCCCACGAUGCCCGUGGAGCAAAAAGCGGGAGUCAUGAACAUCGUCAGCAACAUGGGCAUUUUGGGAGCGGGGGUGUCGAAACUGGAGGAUGAUGCAUUCAAAGCAGCCGCAGAGAUUUUGUCCGGAUUUCUGCCCGACUUUGAAGAUGACGUGAAACGAUGUGGGCUCUUGACGUCCGUUUGUGAUUGCCAAAGAAGCUACAUCCCGAAGUCCGGGUCCUUGGUUGGCAACUACUUUCGAUGUGCAGUGAUUCUGCCAUCGAACGGCAUGCUCUUCCAGGGGUUCCUGAACUUACAGCCUUUGGUGGGAAGGCGCUUGCAAACCUGGAAUCAGAACCUGUACAGCGAUGCCACCGAGGGCAGCACAAAAGGAGUUGAUGUAACGUUCAAGUCCGAGGACCUCACAUUUUCUUUGAUCCCAGUGGUUGGUGGCUACCGAGCACAAUUGAAUUGCUCCUUGAGUGUGGCAUUGAUCGCAUCCUUCACCGCUUCCUUCGGGGAGAUCUUGCCACGGCGGGAAUUCCCAGCGCCGGAAAUUCCCUUCGCCAUUCCCAGUUUGGGCUUAGCUGUGAGCGUCCAGGGCUUUGUGGAGCUUAUCCCACCUGAGAAGUUGGAGAUGGCCGUGGAAUUUGAGAAGAAGUGGGUCACCAGUCUAUCAGGUUCUAUCGAGUGGAACAAGGGCUUGCACGGGUCGCGCGAGGGGCAGACGGCAGAAGUGUCUACCAAACUGGAAGUCAACAUCAAUUCAGGAUCACCCGUGACGUUCACAGUACGCUUGGGUGUCCGAGUCCAGUUUCAGGUGCUCUCUAUAGGCAUUGCUGUGACCUUCACUCCACAGGUGGAUGCAGAUGCGAAGUUGCUGGCGCAAGGAUCUAUUUCGACUUCACUGAUGAAGGCUCAGGAAGGUGGGCUGGAAAUGUCUAGUUGCAAUGCAGCAAGCUUUUUGGCCACCGGUUCGUUGGCAUACCAGCCUGGGGUCACGGGUUUUCUGGCAGAUGCCUGGCAGAACAUCAAGAACACCAGUGGUAUCAUUGCGAAUCAAAUCGACAAAGUGUGGCCGGGAUUCAUCGACCAUGCCACCAAGAUGGUUCAAAGUCUGCUUCAAUUGCUUCCACAGCCACUUGUGAGCCUGUGGAAUGGAGGCACACUACAGAUCUUCUGUUACGAGCUUUGGAAGUCUUGGAAGCUUCAACAAUCAUGCCAUGAUCAACUCCGUUGUGAUUUUCAUGGCUUUGGGCCUUUUUGGUCCUUUUGGUCCUGGCUCACGAAGCUCUUCCACGGGCCCCCCGCCUUCGCGCCCGCCUGCCCCGACGCCUUCGACGGAGUCGAGAAGCCGGGCACGCUCUUUCCACAUGCCGACCAGGCCAACCCACGCAACUACAUCGCCGAACUGGGAGAGUUUUGCGGGACGGCCAACAAUGGUGAUGUGUACACCUGCCGAAGUGACCUUCAAUGCCUCUCCUACAUCUGCCAUACAGCUGCGAGUUUCCGUGGCAGUCACCCAGAUCCUGUGUCUCAGCUCCCAGCUCAUACAUCUGAAGACUUGGUCGUGACCGAGAUCUCCAAAGUUCAGCUCGCACCGGACCCAACUGCUCAUGAUCAGUACUCUCCGGUGCAUGAGUUUGUUGACGAUCCGGAGACUUUCGAUGUGCACGCAACACAGAGCGCUCCUUCACCUUCUUCGAUAUACCCAUUGGCGCAGGCAGAUCAGAUGGCAGACGCUGCAAAUUGGAAAGCCGCGAAUCUGCUGGACUACACCAUGGAGAAUGGGAUGUGCAGCUCGAUCACCGGCCUGGGGCUUGAUGGAAAGCCUUGUGCUCCAUGGCUUGGUUGUUACAUGGACAGCUUCAACGGCUGUCCCACACGGACGGCCACCUGCCAAGCGAAGAUCGUUGCUGUGGGCCAACGUUGUGGCAAUGCGCGCUUUGGGCAGCACAGCUAUAUCAAUGUGGGACGAUGUCGGAUGUACUCUCGUUGUGUUGCAGAUACCACAGAGAUCCCAGGCAUGCUUGGUGCUGGACACUGCUAUCAGAACAUGAUUCACCGGCUGAUCGACUUCUUCGACCCCUUCAACAAAGAUUUGAAGGGAUGAUCAUCGGGUGAUCUUUCAUCAGGUGAUGAUUUUUCAUCACAUGAAUUUCAUCGUGGACAUGAAGCAGGAGAUCAAUCCAUGUAUCAUCAUGACACUGGUUCUUUUGAUGACUGAGCCAUGAAACAGACCCGCGUGCGAAGUACAAGCUUCGCUCACAGGGUUUGGGUGUUCUGAUCACGGGGUAUGUGGACCCCUGUGUGAUUAUAGAUCUCGUUUGCUGUUAGAUGGGUCAAGACGACCGCAGAAAAUUCGCUUCAUGCACUGAAGGUGCCUUGAACUUUCUGAAAACCAAUUGAGACUGUAAUUCGCAAGGAUUCCCAAGCAAAGUUUCUUUGCUUUCGCACUGGCCUUGAAAAAAAC